AUGGGCGCCUAUCUUCUAUGGGCGCCUAUCUCUAUGGUGCCUAUCUCUUUGGGCGCCUAUCUCUAUGGGCGCCUAUCUCUAGGGGCGCCUAUCUCUAGGGAGCGCCUAUCUCUAUGGGCGCCUAUCUCUAUGGGGGCGCCUAUCUCUAGGGGCGCCUAUCUCUAUGGGCGCCUAUCUUUAGCGGCGGCCUAUCUCUAUAGGCGCCUAUCUCUAGGGGCGCUUAUCUCUAUGGGCGCCUAUCUCUAUGGGCGCCUAUCUCCUAUGGGCGCCUAUCUCUAUGGGUGCCUAUCUCUUUGGGCGCCUAUCUCUAUGGGGCGCCUAUCUCUAGGGGUGCCUAUCUCUAGGGGCGCCUAUCUCUAUGGGCGCCUAUCUCUAUGGGCGCCUAUCUCUAGGGGCGCCUAUCUCUAUGGGCGCCUAUCUCUAGGGGCACCUAUCUCUAUGGGCGCCUAUCUUUAG
Closterium sp. NIES-65 is the source of this 456-nucleotide messenger RNA. The record is from the annotation of a GenBank genome assembly. NCBI's taxonomy places the organism in Eukaryota, Viridiplantae, Streptophyta, Zygnematophyceae, Desmidiales, Closteriaceae.